Molecule: messenger RNA, 3076 nt
Organism: Hyphopichia burtonii NRRL Y-1933
Lineage: Eukaryota; Fungi; Ascomycota; Pichiomycetes; Serinales; Debaryomycetaceae
Exons: 1
Coding region: 55-2835 (926 amino acids)
Source: RefSeq, a predicted model, not a curated record
UGGAUUUUCGUGCUUGAAAUUAGUGGUCAGAGCCGUGUCAGUUCUAGUUUAGAUAUGAGUUCAAAAAUACGGCAUGAUGAUCAGGGUUUGAAGAAAAUAAAGAGUUUGGCAGCCAAAUGGCAGUCGAAACAAUCAGCUUCAUUCAAACCUAGUUAUGUCCAAGAAGUAUACCAGCUAAUUACACAACCGGACUGUUUGAAAAUAUACCAAUUGCUUUAUAAUACUUGUUUUUUCUCUAAUUUUUUAUGGAAGUUUUACCAUGAAGAUAUCACAAACAAUCACCUUGAAUUGAUAUUACUUAUUGCAGUAUAUGAAAUAGAAAACGAAGAUGCAAGUUUGAUCAUUGAACAGAUUUUGGAUCAAGACACGGACAGGUUUGAUUUGUUUUUGAAGAGAAUUCUCGUCAUCUGCUUGAAUGCUAAUGCCGAGUACCAUUUGAGGAGAAGUAUUUUACUUUUCAUCACUAAAUUGGUUACUGUCCAAUUAUCGAAUAAAACAGUGAAACAAACGGUUGGUCCGUUGUUUGACAUUAGUAUUUUGUCCAACUUACAAGAUCUGUCGCAAGUAAUACUUCCUGGUUUGAAAGAUGAAUACGAAGACUGCAUUAAAAACAAACAAAAUCCGGUUGCAAAAUUGAAACAACGAUGGUUAUACGGCUUGAUUACAGAUUUUAUGAAGAGCACUUUACUGUUUGACGAACUAUCGAAACAUGAGCAAGUUGGUUAUUUGGAGUACCUGAGGGCCUUGUUACUUUUUCUAACGUCGUUGGUAUCUCAAUUGCCAUUAAGAAUAUACUCAGCUAGUCUAAUACGUGAGGUGCAGUUUGCAUCAUGCUUUGAUAAGAAUUUAAAUUCACUAGAUGAAUACAUUGCCUUGCUCAAUAGCUUCCUUCAUUAUCCCGUUGAUGAUUUCACUGGCGAAAUCAAGAAAAAUGAUUUCGAGUCAAAUUUCGAAACCUUACAAGCUGAAUUUUUUUCAUUGGAUUCAAGACUCGCUGGUAUAUCGGCCAAGCCAUCAAUACAUAAUUAUGAACCGGAAGAAUUAGUUGGGCUUUUAGAUGCUUUCUCGUCAGAUACUCUUCAGCAAAUAAUGAAGAAUUUGGGUCUUUCCAGGAAUAUUAGUCCCAAUUUUCUUAAUCGCAAAGGCUUCUUGAUUAAUGUGUUAAUGAACUAUGUCAGUCCUCGAAUCAACUCGGUCAACUCCAGCUCGCUAUAUGCUAUUGGGGAGAAGAAUGUAAUUGAUCCAUUCAUUAGUGAUGCUAAGGUUGAAUUCCCUGCUUAUUUGCCACUACCAUUGAUUAAAGGGAGUCAGUUUCUUUCAAUCGAUGACUUUAUCCAGCGUCACGUAGAAAUAUCAUUAUAUGAAGUAUACAAGGACAUUUUUGCGAAUAUUGAGAGAAGUAUUACGUCUAUCAAUGUUAUCGAUGCACCACUGCGUAAUUACAAGGGAACUUCAAAAAGUAUUACUGCAGUUUAUGUUAAAAAUAGCAAGAACGACCUUGAAAUAGAUAUCAAGCAUAAUAAUUCGUUCAGGAAAAUGAAGGAUCAGAAAGUGAUAUUGAUGGAAUUACAAAAUAGAAAUGCGUCUUCGCCUCAUGCUAGACUUAAGAAGCUUGGUAUUUCGUUAAUCCGCUUGGGGAGAGUCAUGAGCCAGAAUGAAGGCUCUUGUAAAGUUUGGAUUCAAGAAGCUGAUCGCAGUAUUAGAGAACGAUUCAACUUUAUGAUAAAACUUGACGAGGAAACAUUACAGAGGAUAGAGCAUUGCGAGGAACUAUUAAAGCGUCUUGGCAAUGAUCAGAUACCUCUGUAUAUGAACCAAUUAUUUUUAGGAUACGGAUCAGCUAAAAAAUCGUAUUCUCCAUUAAAAGAUACUGAAGUCACGCUAACUGGGGUUGACUUAACAGUCGAGAAUGCAGCUAAAAGACAAAAACAAGACGAUAGUAAGAAGCCAAAGAGCCAAGGUCCAUUUAAGGUGCAUUUUCUAUCUGAUGGAUCAACUGAGAUAUCUAGUUGCAAGACCAUUCUUCCGCCACAAGCCGGAUCUUUGGACCAAGACCAGACGUCUGUAUUAUUGAAAGCAUUGGGUCAUGGUGUCACUUUAGUGACCCUGCAAAAAAACCCCAUCCAGAUGAUCAAGAGAAUCUGCGACUCGAUAACGGUGAACUUCGAAGAGAAAAAUCUAGUCGUUGUUGGAAAUGAUGAGAAGCUUAGUAUCAACAGCUUAGACUGGGUUCAGCUCAGCGAUACCGGUGUUGACAAGUAUCUCAGGUAUGCCAUGGAGCAAAACCAAAAGUAUUUGGAUCAGGUUGAGCACAUAAGCAAGAGGAUGAACUUGGGCGAUUUUGGGUAUCACCAGAGCAAUGGUAAUGCGAUUUUGUUGUACCACAGCCAUAUCCAGCCUCGCUGGAAACAGUUUGUUAGAAGAAUCCAAGACAACCUGGCCAUUGAAGACUGGGUGCGAGAACUUGUAUUCCUUGAACAAUCAAACGAUUUGGAGAAUAUCAUCCGACAAUAUAUCUCGUUGAGUGGGAUAUUCUCCAACUUACAGAAACUCGAUCCCCUCGUCAAGCUUCACCAGAAUAAGUCUCCAAAGACUGAGUUCACCAAGCUUAUAUGUAAUAUAAGCCUGAAUUUCGUUAUUCCGUCUGGCAAUUACCAAACCUACAAAGCACAACUCCCCCCGUGUCACAACGUCAUCACCGUCCAGCACGACACCCUGCUUACCCCUUACAUCCUCCCGUUGCUCGAGCAUGGUGGCAAGCGGUUCAUUCAUUUUGCAACCACCAACACCGGGCUCUGCCAGCGGCUCACCACCGGCAAAGUUGCCCCCAUAUAAACCCGUGCAUCCCUCCGCAGAAUACACACCCGUGCAUCUUUCUUGCCCCGUUUAAUCAGACAAUUGUAACUGGCCCAUCUUUUCAAGCCAUUUCCAGGAAUGGGUACCCUUAGAUAAGAUAGAGCAAAGAACAAAUCAGGCAUGUGUCAACAGAUAACCCUUUAUCAGAAUUAUCUAUUUAAUCCUAUCCCGUUAUUUGUGUAGUAUUUCCUUUUCAGAAGGUCUGUUUAGUAGCUCAAUU